AUGGAUCUGUUGAAAUUUUUGAUGGAGUCCCCUACUUUGACUGGAAGAUUGACUAGGUGGCAGAUAUUGUUAUCCGAGUUCGAUAUAGUCUAUGUGAGUCAAAAUGAAAUAAAAGGGAGCGUUAUAGUCGACUUUCUUACAAGUCGUGCCUCAGAGGACUAUAAGUCUUUGAACUUCAAUUUCCUAGAUGAAGAUUUAAUGUGCAUUUCUACCGAGGAGGAGAGCUCCGAAGGCAACAAAUCUUGGACUUUAUACUUUGAUGGUGCCUCUAACGCUUUAGGAAAUGGAAUUGGGACAGUGUUGAUUUCCCAAAAUGAGAUUUACUAUUCUUUCACAAGAAGAUUAGAUUUCUUUUGCACCAAUAACAUGGACAAAUACGAAGCUUGCAUUAUGGGGUUAAAAGCGGUCAUUGAAAGAAAGAUCAAAACGCUCAAAGUAUGCGGAGAUUUCACGCUAGUGGUAUACAAACUAAGGGGGGAAUUAGAGACGAAAGACUUGAAGCUAGUCGCAUACAGAAAUUUAGUCCUCAAAUUACUAAAAGAAUUUGAGGAUGUCACGUUCAAAUACCUCCCACGAGAGGAAAAACAAAUGGCAUACACAUUAGCUACCUUAGCAGCAAUGUUUAAAGCUAAUAAGAGAAUAGACAUGAUGCCCAUAAGGAUACAAAUAUAUGAGUCCCUGGCUCACUGA
Molecule: messenger RNA, 690 nt
Organism: Hibiscus syriacus
Lineage: Eukaryota; Viridiplantae; Streptophyta; Magnoliopsida; Malvales; Malvaceae
Exons: 1
Coding region: 1-690 (229 amino acids)
Molecular function (GO): RNA-DNA hybrid ribonuclease activity; nucleic acid binding
Source: RefSeq, a predicted model, not a curated record